Messenger RNA from Thunnus maccoyii (southern bluefin tuna), 4070 nucleotides. RefSeq names its product WD repeat domain 20b (gene wdr20b). The transcript is spliced from 4 exons. The record is from RefSeq and is a predicted model, not a curated record. Gene Ontology annotation, molecular function: protein binding. Bases 369 to 2264 code for a protein of 631 amino acids. NCBI's taxonomy places the organism in Eukaryota, Metazoa, Chordata, Actinopteri, Scombriformes, Scombridae.
UUUCCCUGUACGCGUGACUGCUGGACCUUAAUAGAAAGUUACACAUGGUGUCUAGAUGGUAACCCUAGAUUUGCGAAACUCUCGCGAGCCGCUUCAAAACACUCUUGUCUCGCUGUUUUAUGAUGUGACGACGUUACGGUUAAGGUCUGGUUAGGUUUAGGUACAAACACCACUUGCUUAGGGUUAGGAAAAGAUCAUGGUUUGGUUUAAAGUGAUCAUUUGAAACGUGAUGUGGGUUAAAUUUACUACUUCAUUACAAAUCUCGCGAGAGUCUCGCAAAUCUAUGGUUACCAACUAGGCACCACUGCUACACAUGCGCAGUGAGUAACAUCCGGGGGUUCGGACAAGGAUGAACGCCAAUUUCCAAGAUGGCGGCGGAGGGAGGAGGGAAGGAGAUGAACGAAAUUAAAACUCAAUUCACCACUCGGGAAGGCGUCUACAAACUCCUCACUCACUCCGAAUACAGCCGGCCGAACAGGGUGCCUUUCAACUCGCAGGGCUCCAACCCCGUCAAGGUCUCCUUCGUCAAUGUAAACGACCAGUCCGGCAACGGCGACAGGAUCUGCUUCAAUGUGGGCCGGGAGCUCUACUUUUAUAUCUACAAAGGCGUGAGGAAGGCUGCUGAUCUUAGUAAGCCCAUAGACAAGAGGAUAUACAAAGGAACGCAGCCCACAUGUCAUGACUUCAACCCCAUCACGGCUACAGCAGAGAGCGUCUCCUUGCUUGUGGGCUUCUCAGCGGGCCAGGUGCAGCUCAUAGACCCAAUAAAGAAGGAAACCAGCAAGCUCUUCAAUGAAGAGAGACUUAUAGACAAGUCACGAGUAACAUGUGUACGAUGGGUUCCUGGUUCGGAGAGCCUGUUUUUGGUGGCUCACUCCAGCGGCAGUAUGUAUUUGUACAACGUGGAAAACACCUGUGGCACCACAGCACCUCAUUACCAGCUCCUUAAGCAGGGUGAAAACUAUGCUGUGCAUACCUGCAAGAGCAAGUCAGCCCGCAACCCCUUACUGCGGUGGACAGUUGGUGAAGGGGCGCUCAAUGAGUUUGCCUUCUCCCCGGAUGGCAAGUUUCUGGCUUGCGCAAGUCAGGACGGCUUCCUGCGGGUGUUUGGCUUUGAUGCUGCAGAGCUCCAUGGAACAAUGAAGAGCUACUUUGGUGGCUUACUAUGCGUGUGUUGGAGCCCAGAUGGACGGUAUAUUGUGGCAGGAGGGGAGGACGACCUUGUGACAGUGUGGUCGUUUUCGGACUGCAGAGUAAUCGCACGGGGACAUGGUCACAAGUCGUGGGUGAGUGUGGUGGCAUUUGACCACUGCACCACCAGUGUGGAAGACGGUGACCCCCCUGCUGAGUUCAGUGGUAGUGAUGAGGACUUCCAUGAGCAGAUUCACUUUGGGGCGGGCAGAGACAGAGCUAACAGCGCUCAUUCUCGGCUUUCUAAGAGAAACUCUACAGACAGCAGGCCUGUUAGUGUGACCUACCGAUUUGGCUCAGUGGGCCAGGAUACCCAGCUGUGUCUGUGGGACCUUACUGAGGACAUACUCUUCCCUCAUCUCCCUUUGUCCCGCACUAGGACUCACACUAAUGUUAUGAGUGCCACAAGCCCUCCAGCCACUGGACAAACUACUACUACUACUACUGUAACCACCACCACCACCACUAAUCCCAGUGGCACCAACGGUAAGGACAGCGUGAGCAAUAGUAGCACCAGUGGCAACCCAGCUAACUCCCUCCCGAACACCCUGCCUCGGUCCAACAGCUUGCCACACUCCUCCAACCCAGCAGGGGGCAGCACCCCCAACAGUCACACAGGCGGCAGCAACAGCAGCAGCACCACCAAGGGAAACAGCAUCAUCGACAGUGCUUUCAUCGCCACCGGCGUCAGCAAGUUUGCAACGCUGUCGUUACACGACUCGCGCAAGGAGCGCCACGAGAAGGACCACAAGCGAAACCACAGCAUGGGUCACAUCAGCAGCAAAAGCAGUGACAAGCUCAACCAGCUUAGCUCAUCACGGACGGCAAAAGCUGACGCAGCAAAGACUCUGGGCACUACGCUGUGCCCGCGCAUGGAGGAAGUGCCGCUGCUCGAGCCGCUGGUGUGCAAGAAGAUCGCUCACGAGAGACUCACUGUGUUAAUCUUCCUUGAGGACUGUCUGGUAACAGCCUGUCAGGAGGGUUUCGUUUGCACAUGGGCUAGGCCCGGGAAAGUGGGAUUGCUAUCAUCUCAAAACAACCCAGCCAACUCUCCCAGUGGAACAGUAGUAUAGCCCCAGUGCAGGUGCUGCUAAUGACAGCUCCAUGCAACAGAGACGGGGAUGACCAAGGCCAAGGCCCUGCAGCGCUUCUUCACACACUGUCACACACCACAUGACCUCCAGCGUCACCUUCAUUCUCACUACUACUACCAACCAGAUGCUCUCUUUGUGUUACUGCUCGUGUUUAGAUAACCGAUGUUGGCCAAGCCAGGGUUUAGAAACUCGACCCCUUUUGUCUCGGGGUGGGGUGGGGAGGGGGGGAGUGAAAAGGGUGCUAUUGGAAGUAAGAGGGCAAGCUUUAUAUCGUCCAGGAGGUUUAUGGGAAGGGUUGACUGGCUUAUUGUUCCAUCUACGGUCAUAUCAAGUCACGUCUAGUCUGAAAAUAAUAAACUCUGUUACCCAAUCCUUUGUGCCUGUAGAUCUUCAAAGACUAGACGCAGCCUCUACCUAACCUUCUGUGCGGGUUUAAUUCGGAUGUUUUUCCUAUGUCUUUCUUAUUUAACGUAUUCACCAACAAAGGGAAUAAGAUGAGGGAUUAUUUUGACGCAACAGCAUAUCCCCCCAAUGCCAAGUAUCUUUCAUUUUUUUUACCUCCUGGGCGAUCCCCUCAUGCAGCCACAGUCUCCAACACCUGUUCAAGAGAGACUGCUUUUUUUUUUUACUUCCUUUACAAAGAUUUUAAUCACACUUUAAGUGUAUUUGCACAGAUUUAGUUUUUCUUCCAUUCUUGUUCUCCUGUUUUGUUUUGGGUUUUUUUUUUUUUCCUCCCCAUUUUGAGUUCAUGACGGUGGAACACAAGCAAAACAUUUUGAAGACAGCUUCGGAAGCACUUGGGGAAACAGCUUUUUGUUGCCCUCCGUCUCAACGCUGGAUGCUGCAAUCAUAGUUUUUUAUAUGGAAAAAAAAAUUGUUUGCACUUAAUAGUUUGUUAGAGGAGAAUGGCUUUACAUUUUUGGAGUGUGUAAGGACUCCUUGACAAGGUUGAACUAUAAAUAGAAUUAAAAAAAAAACCUUUGUAUCUAUUGAACAUUUAUUUUAAUAUUGUUUCAGAUUAAAUGGGCUCUGUAUUAUAUGUAAAUAUUGUACUUCAAUGAUUUAUGGGUGAAAUGAUCAUUACAUUAGUUCAAAGAUCCUCAUUUCAGAAAAUAGAGAUAUUUCUAAUACAGAAAAUCUAUACCUAAUAUUAAAAUGAAUCUUGAAUAUGCAGGUGAAGAUGUUUUUCUGUUGUACAUAAAGAGAAUUCAGGUGUAUUUUUAUUAAUGAAAUGUUUGGUAUAGGAGAUGUCUAUGAAAUCCUCUUUAUCUAACAGGUAGUGCUGAAUGCUAGCUAGCCUGCCGCUGCAGAUUCCUUUACAUACAUAGGCAGGUAGGCGCAAGACGCAGCGGUCUAAUUCAGCCAUCACUCCGAGCUCAGGUAAACUACAGGAAGACUAACGCUGGCAUAGUCCCUCCCCCACCCCACCCUACCCCUCCCCUCCCUUCCCCUCCCCUCCCCUCACCCGUUAGCACUAGUCCCAUCCAUCAACAUGUAUGUGAAUUCACUUUAACUAACAAACAAGACUGACAACCAUGUUCUGCGGAUGGGGCUGAAAUCUCUGACUCCUGUUAUUAUGAGUAAUAAUUACUGAACUGAUGCUGAACUUGUGAACAAAACAUCUGACACUGUGUUGAUUAGCAACUGAUAAUUUCAGCACUUUAUGAUGGUGCAAGUGCUUGAAGUGAGGGUGUUUCUGAAUCACCCACAUAUAGGAAGACUGAGGAUUUUAACAGUGGGAGCCUUUUCCUCCAUGUGACGCCUAUUAAAACAGCUUUGACAGAC